AUGGGGUCAUUGACAGAGUACUCUGAAAAAUUCCAUUGUUGUCAAGUGUUUGAUGAUGAAGAAUCUAGAGGCCAAAUUAGACAAGGAGGUGUUGAAUUUGUAAUAAGCCCAAAAGAACAUCUUGGUCUUGAUGCCAAGACAAUUAGUGAUUUGCCUAUUUUCAUGUUCAAGUUAUCUUCUUUAACAAAUGACGUGAAGAAGCUGGAUAAUUACAUGGAAAGUGAGUGUUCAAUAUGUUUGGGAUGUUAUGAAGAUGAAGAGAUUGUCAAGAUGAUGCCUAAAUGUCACCAUGGCUUUCAUUCACCUUGUCUUGAUAAGUGGCUUGGUAAUUGUUCAACUUGUCCCCUUUGUAGAUCCUCUGUUGAUUCUUCCGCAGUUCUACUGUUGAAGCAUGAUGGAACUGAUAGCGAAAGGCUGAAAGAGUGUGAGUUAGCCGUAGGAGUUAUUGCUCUACUGUUAUUAGUUUCACUUAUUACCAGCUGCUUUUCCAGUGAAAUAGUAUUAUCAAGUUCUGCAUCUGGGGAUGCAGUUUUGGUCCAAAUAAACAAGGGGCUUGAUGAAGAAUCUAUUCAAAAGCUGCCAGUUUUCUUAUUUGGUGAGACAUGUACAGGUACUGUUAAAGAAAGUGAGUGCCCAAUUUGUUUGGGGUUAUUUAGAGAUGAUGAAAUGGUUAAGUUAUUGCCAGAUUGUCACCAUACAUAUCAUGCUGAAUGUAUCGAUAAAUGGCUCUCGUGUCACUCCAAUUGUCCUCUGUGUCGAGCUUCUCUGCAACUCAACUCUACUGAAAUUUCAGCAGUCACUGCAUGA
Molecule: messenger RNA, 807 nt
Organism: Lycium ferocissimum
Lineage: Eukaryota; Viridiplantae; Streptophyta; Magnoliopsida; Solanales; Solanaceae
Product: putative RING-H2 finger protein ATL36
Exons: 5
Coding region: 1-807 (268 amino acids)
Source: RefSeq, a predicted model, not a curated record